Molecule: messenger RNA, 415 nt
Organism: Paramecium pentaurelia
Lineage: Eukaryota; Ciliophora; Oligohymenophorea; Peniculida; Parameciidae
Source: the annotation of a GenBank genome assembly
AUGAUUAUGAUGCUUGGAAUAUAGUUGAUGUGGAUAUAUUGUUAGAGGAACCUCAAGAACCAAUAGAAAUGGAUAGUAAAAAAAAAAACCUUAAAAAACAUAAAUUAAUAAUAAAAUAGUAGUUAAAGGUGGUAGAAAUGUAGUUAAAUCACAAGUAAUUUUUAAUAAAGAACAAGAUAAUGAAUUAUUUAAACAGCCAGAGUUUUAAAGUGCAAUUAAUAAAUAUAUAGAGUGUAUUAAAGAAUUAAAUUAGAAAUAGUCUUUAUAUGAAGAAUAAAAAGAAUUACUUAUAAUAAUUUAUUCGAGUCGAGCCUACAAGAAAUAGGUAAAUAGAAUGAAGCAUUAAAAGAUAGAAUUGAUCAUUAUGUAUUUGAAUUGGAAUAAAACUAAUCACUCUACUUAAAAAAAAUAUUGA